AUGGAGGGCUCUUGUCAAAGUUCCAGCAGAAGGAUUAAUGUUACCACGACCGCUGGGGAGUACGAGCUCUUCAAGGAGGUCAAUAAGCGAGUCACCUCUGAGAAGCAGGGAACAGGUCCGACCGAGCCCUUGAGAAGCUAUAUCAAUCGGUUCAGCCAGGUGGCCAAUGACGCCCCUUCUGCCACCUCGGAAAUACUGAUGAGCGCCUUCUCUCACGGACUGCUGGAAGGGGAAUUCUUCAGGGACCUUAUCAAAAACCCUGCCCAAAAUUUUGAUGAUAUGGUGGAGAAAGCUUCUUGCUACAUCAAAGUGGAGGAGGCUCAGGCGGCUAGGAGGAAGGCCGAAAAGACAGUGGCUCCUGGCAACAGGUCUGAAAGGAGGGCACCACAGCCAGCUCAGCCUCUUCAACGCGUUCAACCCAGGCCUGUCCUGCAGCCCGCCCAAGGAGUCAGACCAACUCCUCGAGCUGCUGCCAUACACGCGCCCAGACCUGGACCAAGAGGAGCACCAUAUUGCACAUAUCAUCGGUCCAGGACGCAUGAUAUCAGUAAUUGCUUCCAAUUCGCCCGUGAUUCUAGGCGAGCUGCCGAGCAAGGCUUGCCUCCCCCGGAGUUGGCGCCCCAAAUACAGAGAAUGGAAGAAGAGCAGGCUGCGGCCGGACGCGCUCGGCCCGACCUGGCAGGCCCUUCUAAUCAGGCUGGUCCCGUGGGGGACCAAAGAGAUGCCGGGGAGAUGGAAAACAGGGACAACACUGCUGUACGAGAGAUCGGCAUGAUUUCGGGAGGGCCCACUGAUGGGGACUCCGACCGAGCCCGUAAGUCACAUGGUCGGCGGUUAUAUGUGGGGGCUGUUGGGUGCAGCCACGAGCAGGCGUCUGGCCCUGUUAUCAGCUUUGGGCCACAAGAUUUGGAGGGUCUGGAAUUACCCCACGACGAUGCUCUCAUUAUCAAGGCCGUUAUCGCUAACAGCCGAGUGGCUCGGGUAUUCGUAGAUACCGGAAGUUCGGUUAAUAUUUUAUUCAGAGCUGCAUUCGAGGAGAUGCAGAUCGAUGCCGCUGAGCUUUAG
Zingiber officinale is the source of this 1065-nucleotide messenger RNA. RefSeq lists its product as uncharacterized. Bases 1 to 1065 code for a protein of 354 amino acids. The record is from RefSeq and is a predicted model, not a curated record. The transcript is spliced from 2 exons. NCBI's taxonomy places the organism in Eukaryota, Viridiplantae, Streptophyta, Magnoliopsida, Zingiberales, Zingiberaceae.